This is a messenger RNA of Saprolegnia parasitica CBS 223.65, 611 nucleotides long. RefSeq lists its product as hypothetical. The transcript has a single exon. The record is from RefSeq and is a predicted model, not a curated record. Bases 1 to 573 code for a protein of 190 amino acids. NCBI's taxonomy places the organism in Eukaryota, Oomycota, Saprolegniomycetes, Saprolegniales, Saprolegniaceae.
AUGGACGGUGCGCAAGUGACUUGUCUGAUUGCGUCGGUCGUCGCCGCCAUCAACGCCCACGCCUUGACGGCUGCGGACGAGCGCGCGCUCACCAUCACGGUGACCGACGGCGUCGUCUCGAUCGAAGCGCGCAACGCGGCGUGCUCGGUGGCUGGCUGCUCCAAAUUUGCCAAGCUGCACGGCCACUGCAUUGCCCACUGGCACACGCAAGGCUGCCAGAGCCCGCGGUCGCAGGCGGCGGCCGAGCCGCCGACCAUGAGCCCGAAUGGAACGACGCCAACGACGCGCAUCGUGUGCAAAGCCAAGCCGGCGCCGCCCACGCGCAUGUGCAAGACGCCGGGGUGUCAAUCGUACGCGCGGCGGUUCGGGCGCUGCUCGCGCCACGGCGGCGCCAGUCUCUGCACCGUCAAGGGCUGCUCGACGCCGUCCCAGACCGGCGGGCGCUGCCGCGUGCAUGGCGGCGGGAGUCAGUGCAAGGUCGCCGAUUGCACGACCUUUGCGCGCCUCCACGGGUUCUGCCUCGAGCACUACGAAGAGACGUUGAAGCAAGCUGUGAAAGCCGGCGACGACUAGAUAUUCUGGUCAAUAUUUAAUAUAUUUGGAGUACCGUC